Messenger RNA from Toxorhynchites rutilus septentrionalis, 2092 nucleotides. RefSeq names its product dnaJ homolog subfamily C member 11. Lineage: Eukaryota; Metazoa; Arthropoda; Insecta; Diptera; Culicidae. Gene Ontology annotation, biological process: cristae formation. The transcript is spliced from 8 exons. The record is from RefSeq and is a predicted model, not a curated record. The coding region runs from base 162 to 1850 and encodes 562 amino acids.
CUGGGCAUGCCACUUUGACACAAAACAUCCUCGGCGCACACAGGAGAACGAUUUGAAAAGUAGUAAAUAAUGAAAACACGCAACACACCAGCAAUCGGGAGUGAUAUUGCUGAAGUGUGAGCUAACAUUCUUGCAGGUUUUGCGUAAAAAUAUUCGUCGACAUGGAUGACAACGAGGACCUGGAAUACGUCGAGGAGGAUUACUACGCGUUUUUGAACGUGCCACGCAAUGCCUCACAGGAAGAAAUCAUCAGUGCCUAUAGAAAUUUUAGUCGGAUCUACCACCCGGAUAAGCAUGUCGACGUCAGUAAUAAGGGAAAGGCCGAAACAAUGUUCAACCGGACAAAACGAGCGUACGAGAUACUCUCGGAUCCACAUCAGCGAGCAAUCUACGAUUCGCUGGGAAAUAAAGGCCUCCAUGCGGAAGGCUGGGAACUGGUUCACCGCACGAGGACGCCAGCUGAGAUUCGCGAGGAAUACGAGCGUCUCGCCAGAGAACGUGAAGAACGGCGGUUACAGCAGAAAACCAAUCCGCGGGGAAAUCUUACGGUGCAGAUUAAUGCGACGGAAAUUUUCAGCAAAUCUGAGGACGAUUACGACGAGGGUGGGUUGUUCCCGGCGAUUGAAGUUUCCGGGAUGAGCAUGUCGCAAUCGAUUGAGGCGCCAAUGUCGCGAACGGACACGGUCAUGCUGGCUGGCAAUUUGCACCUCCAAAACGGGGUAGGUGGUGGAAACUUUAUGCUUUCGGGGAGAAGACUGAUCAACAAGGGUUGGUUCGAGGUGGACUGUGGCGCAGGUAGCGGACCGGUGCUUGGAUUGAAGGGUUCGCGCAAUUUAACCAAUCGACUAUUCCUGAGUGGAGGAACGACAGUUAAUUUUAGGCAAAAUGCAAUCAUUCCUGGAAUUGCUGGAACUUUGGCAAUGCAAUUAGACAAACAUACGGUCGGCUAUUUGACGUACAACGCUGGCCUACAGAGUUCGAUGUCUACCUCAAUCGAACAUAAUACCGAUAGGUAUCACUAUAACUUAAGUGCUACAUUAGGGAUUCCGCAUUGCUACAUUACCGCCAGCUAUACGCGAAAAAUGGUUGAACAGGAGAUGAAACUUCGUGUGGCAUUGAAGGGAGGAACCUUCGGAUUUCUAGCAGAAUAUGGCGCUGAGAAAAAGGUCUCCAAAUACAGUUCGGUCAUGGCUACUGUGAGUAUGGGUGUUCCCACCGGAGUAAUUCUGAAAAUCAAAAUCAUACGAUCAUCGCAGACUUUCUUGUUUCCCAUACAUUUGAGUGAGGAGAUUAUUCCAGCUGCGAUAUUCUACGCCACCAUCACGCCUCUUCUAACGUACUUUGUGUUGAAGAAGACCAUAAUUGAUCCGAUGAAUGAGGCAUCUAAACAGCGAAAUAUUGAGAAAGUAAAAGAAACGAAUCGCACACGGAUGGCAGAAAAACGACGUGAAGCGGAAUCGGCAAUUGCACUGAUGGGCGCUAUGUACGAGCGUGUUCGCAACGAGGAGCAGAAACGUAAAGGUCUCAUUAUAGUGACGGCUCUUUACGGCAAAUUUACCGAGAACGAAAAAGUAUCCAUCGAGCAACGAGAUGAGAUGGGUUUCAUUCAGCACAAACAAAACGUGAUCGAUGUGAAAAUUCCGCUGCAGUGUCUGGUGAAGGAUUCCCGAUUAACGUUGUACGGCUCCACGAAGAGCGAACUUCCAGGUUUCUACGAUCCGUGCUUUGGGGAGGAUAAAUUGUUGCAAAUUGACUAUGAGUAUAGAAAUAAAUCAUUCAGUGUAACUGUGGCAGAUAGCGAAGAUGUUAUGAUACCUGAAAAUGGUAACGGCAAUUCAACGCAAAUCUAAGCGAACCUAUCACCAUCCAUGUGAAUCGAGCUGUCGUUCGGACAGCUGUGACGCACUACAAGACACUACAUGGCUCGCGGAGUAACCUAAAUCAAUCUGGGGCAUUUGCGAUGGUUGUCAGCUAUGGAUACUGCUGUAGCUGAUGUUCUUGGACGUUUUAAUCAAACAUGGAGCUUAGUUAAAUGUUUUGUUGUACAAUGUAGUCGAACUGCCAACCGAAUAUAGAGUAUCUAAUCCGCUGA